Dromaius novaehollandiae (emu) is the source of this 3256-nucleotide messenger RNA. It is a transcript of the gene TMEM212, whose product is annotated as transmembrane protein 212. The coding region runs from base 767 to 1339 and encodes 190 amino acids. NCBI's taxonomy places the organism in Eukaryota, Metazoa, Chordata, Aves, Casuariiformes, Dromaiidae. The record is from RefSeq and is a predicted model, not a curated record. The transcript is spliced from 3 exons.
ACAUGCAAUUUUCCACGUGUCACUCGACUGACUUGCACACUGAACACAUUAACUUAAUGGAAGAUUGUGCAUAUUUAACAAACUUGCGAGCCCUGCUAAUUCUGUUCUAACUGAAGUAGAAGAGGAGUAACGUUUGAUAAAGGAGGUCAAUUUUAUUUGAAUAAACACGCUUUAAGCAGCCUCCUGUGCUAUGCGGUAAAGCAGUUCAGCGCCAAAUCUUGCAAUCAAAACUAAGACCCUAUCCCCCCGCCAAGAUUUUCCUGCUACAAACAGGCUGCAUCAAAAAUAACUCUCGCUGCAGAGACCGUGGUCCCGCUCAGAAAGACUUAUCAGCGUCCCGCAAAGGCGGCUAGCGCGGAGGGUGCUGCUUUCCUUUUGGCUGCGAGGGGCAGCCCCGCGUUGGAAAUAGCAACCGCUGGCUGCCGGCGCAGGGGAAGCGAUCCAUCCGCGGGGCAGGCGGAUGAAGGAGCAAUUCAGGAAUCACAGGACAGGCUUUCUGCAGCUGGAAGUGAAUGGGAACGACUCUCCGAAAAAAACCCCAAAUUAUUCCCGGGGGUGCUGGGGCCUUAUUUACUCCCCUGUAAUACUUCUGCUUCUGUAGGAAUAGCUGACAAUAAACAGAAUGGUGCCCCACGGUGCCAGGUAAACAGCUCCCGCAUGCCAUGGCUACGGUCUCUAAGGAGCUUCUGUUUAUUGUGAAACGUCUUUGCCCAGGCUUCGGCUGCAGAUCCGCGCUGUGAAUCCAGCAGAGAGACACGCAGGGAAAAUGAAGAGCUUGUACGACGUUACUGGAGGGAUGCUUAUUACCUUGGGGAUUAUAAGCAUUUUUUCCGGAAUCUGUGCUUUCUUCCCUGUUUUUUCUUAUAAGCCCUGGUUUGUCGGAUGGAGCGUGUGUCUCGCCAGUCCCGUUUGGAGCGGAGCUUUGGCUGUCACUGCUGGUGUCCUCCUCCUCUUGGCUGCCAGAGGACGAACGCGCAGGUCGCUGUGGGAAGCUAGUCUCACCCUCGGCAUCCUGAGCAUCAUGGGUGCCUCCGUGCAGUUUGCUGUCGCCGUUGCAUCUCUCCUCCUCGGCCCGUACUGCUACUACUCAUUCGCCGGGAUCGCCGGGACCAACUACCUGGGCUACGCGGUGCUGUUCCCCUUCCCCUACGCCGACUUCCCAAACCUUUGCAAAGACCCGGCGCACUACGAGUGGUACCACCUGGCUCUACAGCUACUCGACCUGUGCUCAAGUCUUGCCAUACUCUGCUCAUCGUUGGCUUUGGUGAUCAAGCUCGUGCUGCGGCUGCUCCGGUUUGGACACUUGAACGGGAGCGUCGGUCACCCCGGGGAAGGCUGAUGGCCCCUGUCGGGCUGGGAGCGUGCCCCGAAGGGUGGUGGAGCUGGUCAAGGACAGACAGAUCCCCAGUGCACUCGCACCACGUUUGCACAUCAGGAGCUCCCUGAAGCCGUGUGAAUCAGCCCAUCCUUAAACUAUUUUAUGGAGAAAAUAAUUUGGCCCUUCAUAUCCUUUACAGCCCAGGGCCUGUUCAGCUAGAGGAGACACACCUUUAGCAUACCUGGUUAGGGCCUAUGAUUUUAGGGCCUGAUCAAAAUUGUAGGAAAAUUAUAUAGUUUUCUUCUGACAUGAAAGCAAGCAGAACCUGAACCUUUCUUUCCACUCUUCCUUAUGACUGAACUCCUCCCUGGCAAUAACCUAAGGGCCCGUUAAAACUUGCAUGGACACAGACCCGUUACCUGAACAGCAAAAGAGGCAUCAAAAAUAAUCACCCGUACGCACGUACCAUCCCCGCUCCAUGCAGAGCUUCACUAGGCAGCAGCACCUUGAAAGCGUGGGAGGACUCGAGGCUGAGGUACGAGCAGCAGCAGAACAGGGGCCUUGGGCGAGUGGGAGCCGAGCCAGGGCCGUAGCCGCACGCGCUCCCGGGAUGAGGUGCAUCCCGCACUGCCAGCCCCAUCCACCCCGGCCCCGUACAGCUUGGGGCUCUCGCUCUCAGCUCAGGCAAUCACCAGCUUUAUUAUGGGAAGGAAAAUCUCAACUUUCAGGUCUCCAGUCUCUGGGUUUUUAUUCUUUAACCUUUGUUUAGAGCCUGUCUUGAAUUCACUAAAAUAACGGCAUUUCCAUGAGAACAGUGCAGAAAUGCACUCGUAUGGGGCACUGGAAAAAUCUGGUGUCGAAAAAAUGCUGUUUCUUCCUGCUCCGACACCUUAGCCCAGCGUACCACAACAAGACCAAAUGUUUGCAAUCUAAAUGACUGGACAGCUGUUGAAUUUUGUAAUUCCCUUAAGCUUUAUUAAUAUUAUUCCUAAUUUUCAUGCCCUCCAUGGUGUUUUACAGAGAACAUGAAAUGGUCCUUUGUUAUUAGUGCAGUCACUGCUUUGCUUCCAGUAAGCACCAUUUCUCUGCCCCCUGCUCCUGGUCUCCUUACAUGAGCAAAGCAAAGUCCUGCAGCUGCCCAGUGCUCUGGUCCCAACGCAGCACAACCCUUGAGUGUCCCAACAGCCCCAAGACCAGAAGGGGAGGCACGUGAGGACACAUCUUCAGCAGGGGCAGGAUCCUCAGCCCUUUGCAGAGUCAGGCCCCACCAGCCCAGGAGUUUUCUCCUCCAGCAGCAUGGUCAGUACCUUGCCCAGAGCUCCCAGCUGAACACCCAGUAGAUCCACCAGUCUUGAGGCUGCUGCAAAACCCCAUCCCUUGCCCGCAGCGUUUCGCAGCCUGCCCUCAGAGAUUUACGAGCGUUAGCCACGGCCGCAAAAGAAAUCCAGAAGGUUUUGUUGCAAAGCUAAUGCCGCAAGCACCACUAAAGCCAUAAAACACCCCGGCGUACCUGAUGCGUGCUGGGUGGUUACGAGCGGGACACCCGAACGCAGAGCGCCAGCUCAGAAGAGGCCGCGUGGAACUGUGCCAGCCUGACAACGGGGUGUCGUUUAAUGAGCGUAGAUUUAAGUGUGGAAAUCCAAUAUGAAACAGUUGCAGCCAGCAUUGCCUGCAUUCCUGGAGUGGCACUAAACUGGCGAAAAGCAGAGAACGGAGACACUGGCCCAGACAUGCUCCAGCUGUCCGCGACUACCUCUUCCCUCCUCCACCGAAUGCAGCUAUGCAGCUUGUUUUCAUUUCAUUAGUGGAUGUUAUUUUUGCAGCCUGCUAAAAGAAGAGAAAAGGGGAAGAGAGUCCUUAAAAUGCUUUUAGGUUUAUUUUUAAGAACUGGGCAGUUUCUUUCCCUUUUAUCAGAGAUAAAGUAUAGCCUUUAAAACA